AUGUUGGGGUCCGAGAUCAAACAUUCAGUUCUGGACGUCGUUGGGAAUCUGGCAAGCUUCUACGAAGAUCCGCUCACACCUACAGGAACACAGUAUGAUCAUCCAUUCCUUAAUUAUGCCUCUACGCACUGGCUGCAGCAUAGUAAAGCAUUUCAAGAGGGAUUCUCUAAAACCUGGGAUCUUUGGCAGAAGAUGAUUAGGCACGGACAUACCUUGGCCCAAUUUCCUUGGGCACCAAGUCUACUCGUGCAUAACCUCCCACAGGGGGAACCCGAGCAGCGGUUUAAUGAUGAUAGUCGUUACUUUGCAGCCAUGGGUUACUCCAAUGCCAGAAUACGGGAACAUCACCCGCUGAAAUGGGCCUUCAACCACCGCCACCGUGCCCUUGUGUGGUUAAUAUUUCAGACCAGUCGCAUAUUCCGCGUCUCUUCUCAAGAUCACGUAAUAGCUCUGGUCGCACGAUCAAUAUCGGAGCAGGAUGUUCAACUCCUCGACGCUAUUCUUUCUAAUAACAAUUUCCAAAAUAUUCUGGAUUCCAGCGUGUUUGACGGCGGCACCGCGCUAUGCGCAGCUGCGACGGCGGGCUACCUAGAGGUCACAGAAUCGCUCCUGGCCGCGGGAGCCGAUGUUAAUCUUCCUCUUGAAGUAAAUGGAAUCAAGACGGCGCUGCAUCUAGCUGCGGAGUCAGGAUACUCGGAUGUCACCGCUUGUCUUGUCGCAGCAGGGGCGGAUCUUGAUAAGUAUGUUGAAUUUGAGGGUGACUAUUUUACUGCUUUGCACUUUGCUGCCAAAGCAGGACAUCAAGAAGUCGUCGAAAUUCUCCUCAGAGCUGGGGCAGAUGUCAACGCCCGUGUGUUCAAUCAUGGCAAGCGAACCCCUUUACAUCUGGCUGUGGAGUCGGGACAUCUGGAAAUCACCACGCGUCUCCUCGCAGCAGGGGCGGAUCUUAAUGAGCUUGUUGAGAUCAGGGGUAAAACUUUCAAUUCAUUAAGCCUUGCUACCUUAAAUGGUCAUCGGAAUAUAGUUCAAGUUCUCCUCCCGUUAUAUGCAGAGCGCCGCUUAUCCAGUGACAUGGAAAAUGACAGCUUUUUGCUUUCGGAGGAUGAAGAUUAG
Molecule: messenger RNA, 1113 nt
Organism: Penicillium manginii
Lineage: Eukaryota; Fungi; Ascomycota; Eurotiomycetes; Eurotiales; Aspergillaceae
Product: ankyrin repeat domain-containing protein
Exons: 1
Coding region: 1-1113 (370 amino acids)
Biological process (GO): positive regulation of transcription by RNA polymerase II
Cellular component (GO): nucleus
Molecular function (GO): transcription cis-regulatory region binding; protein binding
Source: RefSeq, a predicted model, not a curated record